Canis lupus familiaris (dog) is the source of this 1397-nucleotide messenger RNA. RefSeq names its product translocase of inner mitochondrial membrane 9 (gene TIMM9). NCBI's taxonomy places the organism in Eukaryota, Metazoa, Chordata, Mammalia, Carnivora, Canidae. The record is from RefSeq and is a predicted model, not a curated record. The transcript is spliced from 6 exons. Bases 316 to 585 code for a protein of 89 amino acids.
CAGUCUAAGGGCUAUUUGACAUCGCCUCUCCCACGUGCUCUCUUCCAUCCAGCGGCUGCGGCGCCCGCCCUGACCCAGACCUUCCGCCCCUAGGCUCGACUGGCAGCGCAGCCCCCCAGCCCCGCACUGGUGUCCGAUGCGAGAGCCUGUGCUUAAGUAAGACAUCAAGCCUCAUUGGAGAUAUUCAAGCAAAGAUUGGACAACUAAUUUUCCGGAACAAAAGGAAACUCAUGCAUCAGAAAAGACUGAACGAGCCUUGCAUCUCUGGAGAAAACUCCACUUAUUCAAGGUGACUAAUAAACAUACCAAAAGAAUAUGGCUGCACAAAUGCCAGAAUCUGAUCAGAUAAAACAGUUCAAGGAAUUUCUUGGAACCUACAAUAAACUUACCGAAACGUGCUUUUUGGAUUGCGUUAAAGACUUCACAACAAGAGAAGUCAAACCUGAAGAGACCACCUGUUCAGAACAUUGCUUACAGAAAUAUUUAAAAAUGACACAAAGAAUAUCCAUGAGAUUUCAGGAAUAUCAUAUUCAGCAGAAUGAAGCCCUGGCAGCCAAAGCAGGACUUCUUGGCCAGCCACGAUAGAGAAGUCCUGAUGGAUGGACUUUUGAUGAAAGAUUGCCAGCAGCUGUUGUGAUAGAAAUGAUUCAUCUGCUAGAAUCCCCGGAAAGCAGUAGCCACCAUGUUAAACUGUCUGUCAUGACUGUGGCAAAUGGAAACAACUGGAGAAACAAAAUUGCUAUUUAUGGAGAAUAAUCAAAAUAGAAGGUCUUAUUGUUCAAUGAAAAUAAUAAGAUGCAACAUUUGUUGAGGCCUUAAGAUUCAGCAGCUUGGUAACUUCAUUAGAAAAAUAAACCAUUGUUUCUUCAAUUGUGACUGUUAAUUUUAAAGCAAAAUAUGUGUUCAAUCAUGUAUGAGAUCAAAAAAAAUUUUUAUUACUAAAAGUAAAAUAAAUGGAAAUAUCACUGAGCAGUUGUUUAUACUAUAUAUAGUACCAUAGUAUUCUGACUGGACUGUGGAUACGUUGAAAUGUUUUUCAAUCACGAUCAUCCUCCAAGUAUUCCUGUUCAUUCAUGUCUGCCUCAAAUUGCUGGUAAAUACAUAAAAUAGUUACUUGCUAAUCAUUUCAACCCACUAUCCUUUCUUGCCUCCCUUCUUGUGUUAGGGUGGAUAUUAUACAUUCAUAUUCUAGCCAUAUUUUGAUAUGUCUAUAGUAAACAUCCCACCUGAGACUACCUUGGGAAUGUGUAAGAAUUGACUGUUACGCUCUAGUAGAGACUGUGUUUUGUGUUUUGUUCAAAAGCUGAGUCCAACAUGAAUGAUUCUGAAUCAUUCCAACAUUAUACAGUGUAUUCUCAGCCAUGACAUGUGAUCAGUGCAAUAAAAAGUGAACCGAA